AUGUCUGACAACAACUACGAAGAUAAGGAAGCCAAGCUCGUGAGUGUUCACGCUGUCGCCGACGGCAGCGUCGAAUCCAGCGAUGGCGAGACCAGUACACUUGAGUGGUCAUCCGAAGAAGAAAAGCGUCUUGUGCGGAAGGUUGACUUUAUUGUUAUGCCAUUGUUAAUGCUUGGGUUUUUUGUACUUCAACUCGAUCGAGGCAACAUCGGCAACGCUUUAACCGACUUUUUCUUCCGAGAUGUCGGUAUUACUCAGAAUCAAUUCAAUAUUGGCCAGCAGUUGCUCUCACUUGGCAUUGUUUUACUCGAGAUUCCAUCCAACAUAAUUCUCUACCGCGUUGGCCCCAGUCUCUGGAUCGGAACCCAAAUCAUUGCCUGGGGAUUCGUCGCUACAUUUCAAGCAUUUCAAAAGGGAGUGGGGGCCUUCAUGGCUACCCGCCUCCUGCUCGGAAUGUGCGAGGCGGGCUUUAUCCCGGCAGGUUUGUACACCAUCACACGCUGGUAUACGCAAGUGGAAACGAGCAAGCGCUUCUCCUGGUACUUCAUCGGCAACAUGCUAGCGGCAGCUACAUCAGGUCUGAUUGCCUACGGCAUUCUUCAUAUGAGAGGCAUCAACGGUCUUGCUGGCUGGCAAUGGCUCUUCAUCAUUGAAGGCAUUUUGACACUAGCCGUGGGAAUCACUUUCAUUUCCCUCUUCCCACAGUCAACCAACCACCCUGUGUCGCUGUUCGGCUACCGGUACUUCACGGAGCGAGAAGCGCAGAUUCUCACCGCUCGUGUUAUCCGGGAUGAUCCUUCCAAGCGCCAUGCAAAGCAACACGUCAGCAGGAGCGAGCUCAAGGACGCACUCACAAACUGGAGACUGAUCCCCCACGUCAUCACCACCAUCUGCGGUCUUGCGCCGGCGGCUGUCAUGAUGUCGUAUGGACCCUCGCUUGUUGUAAGCUUCGGCUUCGGCAGGCUCCGGUCAAACGCAAUGAUGUCGAUAGGCACUUGGUGUGCUCUUGUGACAAACUUGGCCUGGGGCUACGCAGGAGAUUAUUGGGGCCGCCGUGGGCCGUUGGUCUUCCUCGGUGUUACACUUUUCGCUGCUGUGGCGAUCGGUAACCGAGCUCUGAUCUAUUCCGAUGAUGCCAAUGCCAAAUUCGCGUUGCUGAUGUUAGUCGGGGCCUUUGCGGCGCCAUGGCACCCCCUCAACGGGUCUUGGAUGUCACUUAAUGCUAAGUCGGCUGGCGAGAGAUCCAUCACCUUUGCCAUUCUAAUCAUGUCGGCCAAUAGCAGCGGUAUUGUUGGCGGACAGCUGUUCCAGCAGGAGGAUGCUCCUCUUUACAGAACCGGCUGGUCGGUCAUCAUCGCACUUGUCUCGUUAGCUGUCGUCUCCUCGGCUGUUUCCAACAUUCAGUACUGGGUGUUGAACAGACGGAAUGCUAAGAACGGAAUCGACUAUCGUUACAAGCUGUGA
Molecule: messenger RNA, 1464 nt
Organism: Verticillium dahliae VdLs.17
Lineage: Eukaryota; Fungi; Ascomycota; Sordariomycetes; Glomerellales; Plectosphaerellaceae
Product: alternative sulfate transporter
Exons: 11
Coding region: 1-1464 (487 amino acids)
Biological process (GO): transmembrane transport
Cellular component (GO): membrane
Molecular function (GO): transmembrane transporter activity
Source: RefSeq, a predicted model, not a curated record